AGCACCAGUUGCGCAAGAGAAGGUCUCUGUACAACAAUGAUCGGAAGACUGGCUGCUUUGAUACUUCUAAGCACAGUGUCCCUGAUUCAAACUGAAGAGGUCCCUCAACAGAUCUCUUUGACUGUGCUUGAACUUGGUGAUAAUUUUACUCUGACGUGUACAUUCGUGCAAAAUGAAGCCGGGUUGUUUUACUGGUAUAAGCUGAAGCCUGGAUAUAUGGUUCAAACAGUUGCAGCAGGAACUUUUAACACAGUAACACUUACAGGACAAUUCAUCAACUCAAGAUUCACAAUCACAAACGUGAACUCUGAGUAUAUUCUUAACAUCAGAAAUGUCAGCAAAGACGAUGAAGCAACAUACUUCUGUCAAGCAGGAUCAGCAUACAAGAUGGGAUUUGUUAAUGGCACACUUUUGGCUGUAAAUGAUCAUAAAAAUCUGCAGAAAUCUUUCUACGUGAAACAAAUUCCAGACACUGAGUCGGUCCAGCCGGGCGACUCAGUGACUCUCCAGUGUUCACUUAUCUCCAAAAACAAAGAAAACACAGAUCAGUGUCCAGGUAAACAGAAUGUGUACUGGUUCAGAUCUGGAUCUGGAGAAUCUCAUCCCGGCAUCAUUUACGCUCACAGUGAUGAAGAAGAGGAAAGAAGUUGUGACUACAGUCUGUCCAAAACUAUACAGAGCUCCUCUGAUACUGGGACUUACUACUGCGCUGUGAUCACAUGUGGAGAGAUCCUGUUUGGUGAAGGAACUAAAGUGGAAACAAGACAAGAAGUGUGCACAUCCCUCAUUGUGCUUGGGACGCUGCUGGCCUGCUGUGUGAUCGUGAUUGGUUCUCUAAUUAUCUUCAGAAAUCGAAAGCCAGUUUGUGAACAUUGCAAAGAAGAAGCUUCCAAUAAUGCUCAACAUGACAGAUCAGCCGAGGAUCAACUAAGUAUUUUGGAUGGUGAAGCGGCGGCAUCGAACUAUGUAGCGCUGGAUUUCCCCUCAAGACAAACUAAAAGAUGGAGGACUAACAGGGAGUUACCAGCAGACUGUCUGUACUCUGGCAUCAGUGAAGGGAUGUGACCAUGAAGAAUGAACAUCUCAUAUGUUCAUUGUCACAGAAAAUAAUUUCCACGCAGCUGUGAUUCCUGUUUAGGUGAAUUAAAUGAGAGAUUGUGAACUUAUAUUAAAUCAAACAGAUAAUGUUAUUGUUAAAAGCAAAAUCAGAAAUAUUUGUUUAGGAUAGAGAAAGCAUUUAUGUUUUGUGAUGUUGCCUGGUCAAAACAAAGUAUAGAUAUUUAUUAUUGUUUUAUUAUUAUUAUUGCUUGAAUAAUUACUCAAAAUCUGAAUGAAAUCUUAAAUGAAUGUAAGAAAAAUGUUUCCAUUAAAGAGAAAAUCCAUCUAUGUUCUUUAUAUAUGAUGUUAUAUUGUAUCAUUAGACACUUUUUUGAAUAAUUACUCAUCAUUUAUUUUGUUUGAUAAAGACACCUGCUGUACAGUUCAUUUGAAUUAACUGUACAGCAGGUCCCUAACUUUUCCCAAAGAAAACCCUUGUUUCGUUCGUAGCAUUCCGACAGUUUGAAUGUAGGUUAGAUCGAGUCAUUCGCCUGUCAGUCUUUGCUGAUCUCCCUCUCGUUGUUUACCUCAUGUGUAUAAGCAUAAAUAGCAACUCAUGCAGUGGGCUCUGAGUGUACGACUGUCAUCUAGAAAUUCAUCAAAAUAAAAGUUCAGAAAACA
Sebastes umbrosus (honeycomb rockfish) is the source of this 1719-nucleotide messenger RNA. RefSeq lists its product as uncharacterized. NCBI's taxonomy places the organism in Eukaryota, Metazoa, Chordata, Actinopteri, Perciformes, Sebastidae. The transcript is spliced from 6 exons. Gene Ontology annotation, biological process: response to bacterium. The record is from RefSeq and is a predicted model, not a curated record. Bases 37 to 1065 code for a protein of 342 amino acids.